Messenger RNA from Actinia tenebrosa (Australian red waratah sea anemone), 1947 nucleotides. RefSeq lists its product as uncharacterized. The record is from RefSeq and is a predicted model, not a curated record. NCBI's taxonomy places the organism in Eukaryota, Metazoa, Cnidaria, Anthozoa, Actiniaria, Actiniidae.
AUGGUUUCGUAUCGGCUGGAAACAUACGGUAUUGACUUACAGCAUGUACAUGAAUCAUGUAGCAGUGCGCCACUGGGACUUGAAAGUGGAAAGAUGCUGGACGGUCAAAUACAGGCUUCUUCAGCUCUCGACUCAAAUUAUUUGGCUGUGCGUAGUCGGCUCAAUACACAAAGAGACGGGAGUUUAGGUGGUGGAUGGUCUCCUCCUGCUAAUAAAAACCUGAUAGAAAAUAGUUGGAUACAAGUGGAUUUUCUACAACCAACUAUUGUUACUCACAUUGGAACACAAGGACGAGCAGAUUUGAACGAAUAUGUUACGAAGUAUGCCGUACAAUUUGGUUUUGAUGUACAUAAUUUAAUCGACUUUGAGAAUGGCAAGAUAUUUGAUGGAAAUAUUGAUCAAAAUACUGUUAAGACCAAUUUUCUUGAAAUACCGAUCAUAACGCGGUAUAUCAGGGUUAUUCCAAAGGAGUUCUAUGGCCAUGUUACAAUGAGAUGGGAGCUUUAUGGAUGUGUUGCAGACUUUCAGUGCAAGGUUAACGUACUUGGAAUGAAAAGUAAAGCUAUUUCAGACAGCAAGAUUUCCUCGUCUACGGCACUCGGCGCUAACCAUUCGGCUGUACGUAGCAGACUUGACACAACGGUGGAUAAUGCAGGGCUUGGUGCAUGGAUUCCCGAUCCAACCGAUCGAAACCCUUGGAUUCAAGUGGAGUUAACAAAAUUAAAUAGAGUAACACGCAUCGACACACAAGGACGUUCAGACGCGCCUGAGUGGGUUAAAACCUACAAGCUUGGGUUCGGCUUGUACAAAGAAAAUACGACGUUCAUCGAUUAUGAAAACGGCAAAGUAUUUCCAGCGAAUACCGACCACAAUACUACUGUAACAAAUGAUCUUGAUCCACCUUUAACAGCAAGAUUUAUCAGGCUUUAUCCAUUAACUUUUGAAGUAUCACGGUCACUGAGAUGGGAGCUGUAUGGAUGCGUACCAGAACCUUGUGACGACCCCCUUGGAAUGCAAACUGGAAUUAUCCUUGACAAGAAGAUAACAGCUUCAUCGGCAUUCAGCUCAAAUACUUCAGCCUCACGUGGUCGUCUUGGUUUGAUGAUGCAUGACUCCUUGGCUGGCGGUUGGAGAGCUGCGGAAAACGAUAAUUCGCCAUGGAUACAAAUAGAACUAUCCAGCGAGACAACAGUCACUCGUAUCGCAGUACAAGGCAGAUCGGAUGUUUCUCAGUGGGUCAAAACUUAUAGUCUACUAUAUGGCAUACGUGAUGGAAAGUUGCAUGACUAUAAAAAUGGUACAGUAUUCAAUGCCAGCACUGAUCAGAAUAAUGUUGUAUCCAGUAUUCUUGAUCCACCAAUUCUAGCAAGAUAUGUCAGACUUCUACCACAAACCUACCAUGGUGCGGUUGCACUUAGAAUGGAGCUGUACGGGUGUCUUCAAGAAUUUUGCGAUCAGGCACUUGGAAUGCAAAGUAGAGCCCUUCCAAAUGAGUCCAUAACUGCUUCUACAAGCCGUUCAAGUGGUUAUGAACCCUUCUACGCCAGACUUGGUAACAGAGGAGAAGGCGUUAAUCUUAAUGGAGCGUGGGCUCCGUUGGAGAUCGCCGUAAAUACUAGUUGGAUACAAGUUGAUUUGCUCCAGCCAACUACAGUAUCACGUAUCGCUACACAAGGUCAUCCAGAUUUGGUCCAAUGGGUGAUGGACUAUUCAAUAGAGUACGGCACUAUUGAGGGCAACCUGAUGGAAUAUGAAAAUAGAUUGAAUGAGAAAGUAUUCAAAGGCAACACCGACCAGAAUACCAUCGUCUUUAAUGUUCUUGAUCCGCCUAUCUUCGCUCGAUACGUCAGGAUUUUGCCAAAAUCUUAUCAAACAUAUGUUUCAAUCAGGCUUGAGCUCUACGGAGGAUGCGACAGUAUAGGUAAUAAAGUUGUUCCUGUCAUUUAA